AUGGCAGGAUUCCUUAAUAAGCUGAAGAGCGCGGGAACAGGGACCACGAGUCCCGCGGGCAAAGAUGCCGCAGCCAAAAAGAAAGAAGCUCUCGAGCCGCCCCCAGAAAUCACGCCUCUGGAGAAGAUGCUUCAAAAUGCUGGCCCUCUGCGAGACGACGGCACCGACCGCUUCUUUGGUCUCGAGAACGAUGCUUUCAGGCAAAACGUCGUCAACUACCCGCCCUACUCCCCAUCCGAAACACCCAAUGGCGACGGCACGCGGCCCAAGGUACAAGUGAGCAUCCGGGCCGCCGAUGAGAAGGAGACCGAGCGUCGUCGAGUUCUUGAUGUCGGUGAAGACGAUGGAGAUCUGGCCCGUGGGCGCGGGGAUCUCGGCCUCGAGUCGCUGGAGCGUCGAGUCGAACACGUCGCCGGCCCUGGUCUUCUUGCCGCGGCGCGGCAGGCUCUGCAGGUCUUCGGGCACGCCGGACGGGUACAGCGACAUGCUCUGGCCCGCGGUGCAGACUCGAGGCGCUCCAUCCGCCUCUUGAGGUCGCGGAGCUUCUGCGACGCCCCGCAUGAGGUCGCCGCGCUCGGACCGGACGACAUCGACGAUGAGGCCCGGCGACAUGUACUCCCAGAGCUCGCGCGUCGCGAGGAGGAUGAUGUCGUCCGACUCGCGGAUCGUCACGUUGCUGACGUAGGGGGCGGCCUGCACCGAGGGCAUGAGGCCGACGUAGCCGAAGGCGCGCGAGACCUCGAGCAGGUCGUUGAGCUUGCCGUUGCGCGACACCCAGCCGCCCGCCUCCCGGAUGCGCUGGCGUUCCGUCGGCUCGGCGGGGUCGUGCUUGCGCGUCAGGAUCUUGUGCGACCCGUCGGUCUGGAUGAGCAUGGCCUGCGCGUCGCCGACGUUGGCGACGAACAGUUCGGUGCCCUGCAGGGCGGUGGAGGAGAGCCGCAAGAUGGCAGAAGAAAGAAGAGAAGAAGAACAACAAGGACGCGGGGGGCGAGCCCCGGGGGGAUCCUGAGUCGCGCUAACCGCGGCAGCAAGUCGAUGACGAAGAAGAGCUUCAGCUUCCUCAACAAGGACAGAUCCGACACGGGGGAGAACGGCGCGAACGGUGACGGGUCGUCGAGCCCGGCGGAGAGCAAGCUUAAGGACCGAUUCAGCUUCAACCUCGGCCGCAGGAAGAGCAGCAACCUGCUGUCGUGA
This is a messenger RNA of Verticillium alfalfae VaMs.102, 1194 nucleotides long. RefSeq lists its product with no specific name. The record is from RefSeq and is a predicted model, not a curated record. Lineage: Eukaryota; Fungi; Ascomycota; Sordariomycetes; Glomerellales; Plectosphaerellaceae. The transcript is spliced from 6 exons. The coding region runs from base 1 to 1194 and encodes 397 amino acids.